AUGGCGGACGCCAGGCCUCUCACCAUACUGCGAGGCUCGAUGGAAUCUACCGUAACAAAGCUGGACAAGAUAUUGGAGGCAUUCUGGCGGAAGCUAGAGGAGAGGCAACAAUCUGCAAACUCACAACUCACUGAGAGCAGUGGGCGGUCGACUCCAGGGGGUAAAUCGGCUCACAGAGCUCCUCCGCAGAGACCCCCUUUUAAAAGAGGAAUCCAACAGCCCCACUGGGAGACGUAUAGCCCAGGCUCCAACACCAAACAGAGCUUCCCGACACCACCAG
Messenger RNA from Pelobates cultripes (western spadefoot toad), 280 nucleotides. Lineage: Eukaryota; Metazoa; Chordata; Amphibia; Anura; Pelobatidae. The record is from the annotation of a GenBank genome assembly.